CUUUCUUUCUCUUUUCCCUUUCUCUCUUUCUCUAACACUGUCUCUUUGUUUGAUGUGAUUCUCCACUAUUAUCUCACAAAAACCCAACAAAACUUUACAAAAAGGAAAAGAAAGAUCAAGAAACCAUGGUUUUUACCCCCAUCCCAGCUUAUCUUGAUCCAGCCAACUGGCAACAACACCCAAAUCAUCAAGCUGGUCCUAUUAGCAGUGCAAGUGCCCAUCAUCAGCUUCCUCCUCCUCCACCACCGCCACCACCUCAACAACCACAUGGAGGAGGUGGAGCAGGCUCGAUCCGGCCCGGUUCGAUGGCCGAUCGAGCUCGUUUGGCCAACAUACCGAUGCCAGAAGCAGCAUUAAAAUGCCCAAGAUGUGAAUCAACUAACACAAAAUUUUGCUACUUCAACAACUACAGUCUUACACAGCCUCGUCACUUUUGCAAAACUUGUAGAAGGUACUGGACUAGAGGAGGUGCCUUAAGAAAUGUUCCGGUUGGAGGUGGAUGCCGUAGGAACAAAAGAAGUAAAGGAAGUAGCUCGAAAUCUCCGGUCAGUGGUGACCGACAAGCAGCUUCUGGCUCCUCAAGCACGAUUUCUUCGAACAGUACUGGAAGCACUGAUAUUUUGGGCCUUGGACCUCAGGUUCCUCCACUGAGGUCCAUGGCUCCUUUGCAACAUCUUACUGAAUUUGGUGGCAGUGAUAUUGGGUUGAAUUGUUGGACAAUUUCAGCUCCAGUUGGAGGAACAAGUGAUUUAAGUUUUCAAAUAGGAAGCGCUUUAGCCAGUGGAGCUGGUGGUGCUGGUGCUUCUCUUGGUACUUCUCUUUUAACUAUGAGUGGUUUGGAUCAGUGGCGGCUGCAACAAGCGCCGCAAUUUCCCUUUCUAGGAGGCUUGGAAUCUUCUUCCGGGUUGUACCAAUUUGAAAGUGGAGGUGUUGAUCACCCAUCUGGUUAUGGAGGUGGAGCUGGUCAUCAGGUUCGGCCUAAGAUAUCAAGCUCAACGGUAACCCAGAUGGCUUCACUGAAAAUGGAAGAUAUUAAUAAUCAGCAGGAACUGAAUUUGUCAAGGCAAUUUUUGGGGGCUCCAGGAAAUGAUCAGUACUGGGGAGGAACUGCAUGGACAGAUCUUUCCAGUUUCAGCUCUUCAUCCACUACCAAUCCUUUAUAGAUUUGGUUCUGAUCUCUCUCUUGUUUCAAAAACAGCGUGCUGAAGCUUCGGGUUUUUUGUUAGUGUAGCUUGAUUAAAGAAAAAUUAACCAUGGUGAAGACUAAAGUUACUUACUUCCCAACUCCUUAUGGCAUCAAUGAUCAAACCUGCAGACACCCUUAUCAAAGAUGGAUCAUGACUUGGGUUCCUCAAAAAUCGGCUUAAACCCUAGAAAUUGGUAGGCUUUUUUUUGUCUUUUUUUUUUUUUACUAGAAAUGGUAGAUUUCAAUGUAUGAGUAUGUUUUCCCUAGUGAGUGUAUCAGUUUAUAGAGCUUGUAUCUGGCAUAUACUGAUGAUGAUAUGCACUGCUCAAAAUCUAUCUGUUUAAGUCCUGUCAUAUGAAAAUUAAUGCCUCUUGAUGAUCUUCUUACAAGAGAAGCAACUUAGUUAAUUACAUUGCUAGUUCAUAAUAUAAUCGAAUUAUUAAUCAUUUGAAUUCAAAAAUUUUAAACAAAAUUAU
Molecule: messenger RNA, 1662 nt
Organism: Durio zibethinus
Lineage: Eukaryota; Viridiplantae; Streptophyta; Magnoliopsida; Malvales; Malvaceae
Product: dof zinc finger protein DOF2.4-like
Biological process (GO): regulation of DNA-templated transcription
Molecular function (GO): DNA binding; DNA-binding transcription factor activity
Source: RefSeq, a predicted model, not a curated record